AUGGCUAAAGAAAGUCUUUUAGUUAAUGGAGAACUUGAACAACAUACUGUUGUCCCCAUUGUUGGCGAUGGUGCCUGUUUAUUCCGAGCUCUUUCUUUUUUAAUACACGGAACACAAGUCAAUGCGAUGGAGACUUUCACAAAGAAUAACAAGAUGAUGCAGCACAUCAACUACAGAGUGCGCGUCACCUUACAAGAUUUCAGAAUGUUCAUUGGCACAUUUAAAGCCUUUGAUAAACAUAUGAACUUGAUUUUGGCCGACUGUGAAGAAUUUCGUAGACUGAAAAGAAAAGCCAAAGGACCUACAAUACCCGCAGAACCAAGAGUAGAAAAGCGUGUACUUGGUUUUAUUUUAUUACGUGGGCAAAAUAUCGUAUCUAUAACUAUCGAAGGACCCCCUCCACCCGAGGAAGGUUUUCCAAGAAUUCCACUACACGGUGGUGCUGGUGGUCCAGGAUCUAGCCGUGCUGCCGGACGAGGGAUGCCUCCUGCCAUACCAUCACCAGCUACACCUGGCUUACAAGGACCAGUGAGAGGUGUUGGAGGUCCUUCGCCAGCUGCAAUGGCUCAACCACCAAUAAGAGAUUUACCAAUGAUGGCUCCUCCACCAGGCAUGAUGGCUGAUAUGCCACCAUUGCAUGGUAUGGGUCAAGGUGGACCAUCAAGAAUGCCAGCCAAUAACAUGUGUGGUCCUCCACCUAUGAUGAGAGGUCCUCCAGCUGGUCCAAGAGGAUAUUAGUGUGUAAUACUGAUAUUAUCUACUGAAGAUUUGAUACGACUAAAUAAAUAAUCAUCGCAUA
Molecule: messenger RNA, 799 nt
Organism: Acyrthosiphon pisum (pea aphid)
Lineage: Eukaryota; Metazoa; Arthropoda; Insecta; Hemiptera; Aphididae
Product: small nuclear ribonucleoprotein-associated protein B-like
Exons: 6
Coding region: 1-738 (245 amino acids)
Biological process (GO): mRNA splicing, via spliceosome
Cellular component (GO): cytoplasm; U2-type prespliceosome; U4/U6 x U5 tri-snRNP complex
Molecular function (GO): RNA binding; snRNP binding
Source: RefSeq, a predicted model, not a curated record